Molecule: messenger RNA, 804 nt
Organism: Penicillium paradoxum
Lineage: Eukaryota; Fungi; Ascomycota; Eurotiomycetes; Eurotiales; Aspergillaceae
Exons: 1
Coding region: 1-804 (267 amino acids)
Source: RefSeq, a predicted model, not a curated record
AUGGAGCCCCACAUGACACACUUUGACCACCCUCUUUUCAUCCCUGCCAACGAUUGUCCAAGCCCAGUUCCCAGCCCGGUGGCUAGCUCCCCGCCUAUUUCCCGCCAAUGGACAGCGAACUCGAUGGAGCGGCCUUCGAUCUCUACCAUUGAUGCCUUUUGCGAGCAGUCUGUCUGGGAGUCCGACUCCGAUUCAGAGUCUCUUGGCUGCAAAUCCAUGUCGCGGAGACCUAUCGACACUCUGCGCAAGGUCCGCAGUCGCGCUAAGCUCCGUGGUGCCAAGUCGCAGCCUCGACUGCAUCAGACUAUGCUCGGUGAACAGACAGUGGACGAGUUCCGAUGCAUGCCCGAGGACAUUGUAGGGGAGCCCAUCCCAGACAAUAUCCGACCUAGCAUCGAACGUCCCAGCACUAGCAGAGACGGCCUGCGUCCGCCUAACGCCCUGCAGACACUGCGUCUUGUUGCCCCUUCCACCACAUCUCUCAUUCGCCCUCGAUCUCGGAAGAACAGCAAUCCAGAUAGCGCUGAUGUCGCUCGCGCUGCAGCUGCGGCUGCAGCUUUGCAAGCACAAUCCCGGCGGCGCCAGCGCUCCGACUCACCAGAAUACUCGAACCCCGACAAGAGCAGCCAGGAGAAGUUGACGGCAUUCUGCUACGAGCAGCACUCGCAGUUUCCGUUCAUUGAUGGAUCCCGCGAGCAAAGACCCCUCUUCCAGCGCUUCAUGGACUCCUUACGUUCACUUAACUGCCAGAAGCCCACCAAGUCUCGCAAAUCUUACAAGAAAACCAAUGUUACCACCAUUUGA